This is a messenger RNA of Acanthoscelides obtectus, 337 nucleotides long. The record is from the annotation of a GenBank genome assembly. Lineage: Eukaryota; Metazoa; Arthropoda; Insecta; Coleoptera; Chrysomelidae.
UUUUUAUGCAAAAAAGGAUUGGUUCCUUUUUUUUUCUAAACAUAUUCAAACAUUUUGUAUUUGUGAGUAAUUCGCAACAAAAGAUGAUAGACACAAAUGUGUAUAGUAACGUAUGUUUUUGGAAUAUCAUAGCGCAUUUGUUCAAUAACUCACAAAUACGAAAUGUUUGAAUUUGUUUAGAAGAAAAAUUCCAGGAAGAAUCUUUUUAGUUUCGCCGGGCGGAACACGUGCCGGUCACAGCACUGUCACGUCACGGCUGAGUACGAAAAGGCCUUUAGACAAACUCAAAUUACUGCCGCCACUGGGAAUGCUUAAAUUAUUACAAAGUCUUGUAACG